GGUCCCAGUUUCCACCAGUCGCUGCACCGUUGCCGGUCCGGCUAUAUAUUGCUGUUCCGGAAGUGCUCGCUCUUUUCUAGCUUUCGAAGAUGGCGGACCAGGGCGAGAAGAAGGAGAACCCCAUGAGAGAGCUGCGCAUCCGCAAGCUCUGCCUGAACAUCUGUGUGGGUGAGAGCGGCGACAGGCUGACCCGUGCCGCCAAGGUGCUGGAGCAGCUCACUGGCCAGACCCCGGUCUUCUCCAAAGCUCGCUACACUGUGCGAUCGUUCGGCAUCCGUAGGAAUGAGAAGAUCGCCGUUCACUGCACCGUCCGAGGUGCAAAGGCUGAGGAGAUCCUGGAGAAGGGGUUGAAGGUGCGUGAGUAUGAGCUGAGGAAGAACAACUUCUCUGACACUGGCAACUUCGGCUUUGGCAUCCAGGAGCACAUUGACCUGGGGAUAAAGUACGACCCCAGCAUCGGCAUCUACGGCCUGGACUUCUAUGUGGUCCUGGGUAGACCAGGCUUCAGCAUUGCAGACAAGAAGAGGAAAAUGGGCCGUAUUGGGUUCAAGCACCGCAUCCGCAAGGAGGAAGCCAUGCGCUGGUUCCAGCAGAAGUACGAUGGCGUCAUCCUCCCUGGGAAGUAAACGGACCAUGUUUUUGACUUUGUAAUGUACUAUUAAAAAGAAAAAUGACAUCU
Paramormyrops kingsleyae is the source of this 679-nucleotide messenger RNA. It is a transcript of the gene rpl11, whose product is annotated as ribosomal protein L11. Gene Ontology annotation, biological process: translation. Gene Ontology annotation, cellular component: ribosome. Gene Ontology annotation, molecular function: structural constituent of ribosome. NCBI's taxonomy places the organism in Eukaryota, Metazoa, Chordata, Actinopteri, Osteoglossiformes, Mormyridae. The record is from RefSeq and is a predicted model, not a curated record.